Tribolium madens (black flour beetle) is the source of this 3964-nucleotide messenger RNA. RefSeq names its product DNA-binding protein Ewg (gene ewg). The record is from RefSeq and is a predicted model, not a curated record. The transcript is spliced from 9 exons. Gene Ontology annotation, cellular component: nucleus. Lineage: Eukaryota; Metazoa; Arthropoda; Insecta; Coleoptera; Tenebrionidae. The coding region runs from base 278 to 1987 and encodes 569 amino acids. Gene Ontology annotation, biological process: regulation of transcription by RNA polymerase II. Gene Ontology annotation, molecular function: DNA-binding transcription factor activity, RNA polymerase II-specific; RNA polymerase II cis-regulatory region sequence-specific DNA binding.
AUUGCUAGUGCGCAGACUCAGUAGGGAUGUUUGUGGUGAAAACAAUGUCGGGCAUUACCAACACUGACUGCUACGAUCGAUAUCAGAGUAUGUGACGUAAAUUUAUCUGUCAUUGUGCAAGGCGAUUAUUUACCGAUGUAAAAAUGUUGUACUAAGUGUUGUGGACGUGGCAAGUGAGGCAAGAAAUAAAUAAUUGUGAAAAAUGCGGUAACAGACAUGUUUUUCUGUUAAAUGUGUAACAUACACGCAGGAGGUCCGUCUUCCGCACUACGGGUAAAUGGUUUUGAUAAUGAAUACGUCUAAUGGCAAUCAGGCCAAUAGUGAAGAAAUCGCAAUGGUUGUUGGUUCCCCAAUGUCAAUCCAGUCCGACGAUGACGAUGACAAUUGUCAGUCAUCGGCGGGCUCCGCCUGUGAGGAAGGCUCCGAUUUUAUGACAGCGGCUAUGGACGAUGAAGUCACAGCCCAGUUAGCUGCUGCUGGUCCUGUUGGAGUCGCCGCUGCUGCUGCUAUAGUCUCGGCAAAGAAACGCAAAAGGCCACACUCAUUUGAAACAAACCCUUCGAUAAGAAAACGACAACAAAAUCGUCUUCUCAGAAAGUUGAGACAAACCAUCGACGAAUUUGCAACACGUGUUGGCCAACAAGCUAUAGUAUUAGUUGCCACACCGGGCAAACCAAAUGUUAGUUAUAAAGUGUUUGGGGCGAAACCUCUAGAAGAUGUUAUCAAAAAUCUCCGAGGCAUGAUAAUGGAGGAGUUGGAGAAUGCGUUGGCCCAUCAAGCGCCUCCGCCUGUACAAGACGAUCCGUCUCUUUUUGAGUUGCCCCCAUUAAUCAUCGACGGAAUACCCACCCCUGUUGAAAAAAUGACACAAGCACAACUGCGUGCGUUUAUACCGUUGAUGCUAAAGUACUCGACUGGGAGAGGUAAACCGGGGUGGGGGCGGGAGUCCACGAGACCCCCAUGGUGGCCCAAGGAACUCCCCUGGGCGAAUGUCAGAAUGGAUGCUAGGAGCGAAGAUGAAAAACAAAAAAUAUCUUGGACCCACGCUUUGCGACAAAUAGUCAUUAAUUGUUAUAAAUUUCACGGCAGGGAAGAUCUGUUACCGGCGUUUACGGAAGAAGACGAAAAAGCCAAUGCCACUGCUACAGCCAACGCGAAUGUCAGUACAUCGGUUGGUGUUUUAAAAAUGCAUUCCUCAGGAAUUGUACCUACUCAUAAGAUACAGAUCCAAGCUAACGGCUCGCCUCAAAUAAUUGCCGCCUCGCCUGAUGGCUUGUCGGGGUCUUCUGCGCAGGUUUGCCUCGAUCCUGCAGGCUAUAGUUCAGAUGUUGAUAUUACAACCCAAUACACCCCGACGGUACUUCACACAAUUACAAACCCCGACGGAACUGUCAGUAUUGUCCAAGUGGAUCCUAAUAAUCCCAUUAUUACUUUACCAGAUGGUACAACAGCUCACGUGCAAGGAAUGGCCACUAUUCAGACGGGUCAGGGUGAUGGUACGCCUGUUCACACAAUUCAAGCAAUAUCUGAAAGUGGUUCGCAAGGUGAAGUUGUUGAUUUGAAUUCAGUUACUGAAGCAACAUUAAAUUCCGAAGGUCAGAUUAUCCUAACCGGGGAGGAUGGACACGGUUACCCCAUUUCAGUAAGUGGCGUGAUUACCGUACCAGUAACCGCGUCAAUGUACCAUACCAUGGUAGCAAAUAUUCAGCAUCUGCAUACAAAUAGCGACGGUACAGUUUGUGUCACUCCAGUCGUUCCAGUACCAAAGUCUGUUGAUAAGGUCGAGCCCAAUAAUGGAGACAACAUGGAAACAUUGGCGGUUACACCUAGCGGUUUAACCACUCAUUCUAUGAUGAUUCAAAGUUCAGGUACGGAGGGUCCACAAGUUUUACAAGUUCUCUCAUUAAAAGAUGCGACUGUUUUAACAAAAGCGAUGCAAGGAAUUGCCGAUGUUAAAACAGAAGAAACUAUAUUAAGUGACCAAUAAACGGCUCACUAAUUCUUAAAUAAAUUAUUAUUGUGUAACCACCAUUAUUUUUAUCAGAAGUAUUUUUUAAUUUUACUUUUUUCUUUUAUAGUUAUCUGUAUUAUUUAUAUUAAGUAAAGAAGAUUAGGCUUUAUAUUUUUGUUUCAAUUGUUUUGACUGUUAAAUCAUGUGGUGGUGAAUAAAUUUUAACGAUCCAAGCACAGAUUGUUUGUUUCUAGAUAAGUGGUUAACUUAAAAUUGUGAAAUCUGUACACAACUUUUAUACAAUUUACAAUGAGAGUACUUAGGUUUUUGACAUUCGCCAGGCCUCCCAAACAACGAUAACUAACCACUCAGUACUUAACCGUAUUAAUUUUUUGGCGUCCACACUUUAUAUUAGAAAAUCAUUAUGUAAAAGCAAAUUAUGAAGUGGGCACAAAAAGACAAACCUUCCUGUAUGUGAUACUGUAACGCAAAAAUAUUUAUUUUACUUGUUUUUUAUUUAGAGUUUAUUUCAUAAUCAUGAAAACAAUUCUUCAUAUUUUUUGCCCGAAGUCUUGAAAAGGUCAAUUUCCGUUUUUAUUGUUCUGAGAUAUUAAUUGCGCCUGACUAUAAUUUUAAAUAUGUAAAUAAUUAAUUAAUAAUGUCUGAAUAAAUCCAACAGGAGAUUGGCCUUUUUUCGUCAUUUCGGUUAAAUUUAUUUUGGGUCUGUUGCAAUUUUUCGCCAAUAAGGUGAUAAAAACGCGUUUUAACAACUAAUGAUCUCAAUUCUGAAAUUUUGUGUUUUUGUGGAGAUAGUUUUAGCUGAGACAUCAUGGAAUACUUUACGGUAAUUUUAGGAGUGGAGAGUAAUGUUAAUUAAUUAAUGUUCAGGUUUUGUUAUCCCACUUAUCUAAAACAUAACACUAAAAAUACUACGUAUUUUGCUAGUCACUUUUGGCAUAGUAAUGAUGUUAGUUUUCUAAUGUUGAGAAAAAGGGUAUAUUGUCGUGUUCGAACAUAUUAGAAAACGUCGAAUUUUCUUAUUGGUCAAUCUGUGUUAAGUUAUAUCUUUUUAUACAUGUGCAUACUAUGUGUAAGUUUUCUUGUAAAUUGUAAUAAUUUAGAAUAAUUUAAUACAUUGUUAAUUAUUUUUAGUUAUUACUGGGUAUUUUAAUUGUUAGUUCACAUGCACUAGAAAGGUUUUAUGUGUGUAAACAAUGGUGGUUGUUUUUGGUGUGUAUUGUAUGGUUCCUUUGUUAUUUGUGCCAUACAUUUGCAUUGCUUAUUUCACCAGUUUUUUACUUUUUUGCUGAUUUCCAUACCUUGUUAAUUUUUGUAUUAUAUAAAGAACCAAAUAUUAAUUAGGCUUGGUUUAGAAUUUCGUGCCAAAGGCAUAUUAAAGUACCUUCAUUAAAUAAUUUAAUAUUAGGUUACUUUACACAAUUAUUUACUGGAGUUCUAUACUAGUAAUGUAAUAGGUGAAGUCUAGAUUAAAUAACCGUUCAUUUCUCAUAUUGUAAAAUUAUGAACACUGUACAUUGUAUAUUUUACAAAUCUCACUGUAACUAAUAACUUUUUGACAAAAUAAAUGUAAUAGUUUGUUUCAAUGUGGUGUGACAUGUUAACUUUUAAAUGUUAUUUUUAUGGUAUGCAUGUAUAUUAGAAUUUAGAUCUAUAUGGCCAAUUACCUGUAGUGGUAACGAAUUGUAGCACCAUAUAAACAUCACAUACACUAAAGAUAUCUUCCUGUUAUCACUCCCAUUUACACGAUUUUGAAGAUAUCUUUCUUUUGUUUUUGUUUAUAUUUAAUGUGCUGGCACAAGAGGCAAUGUUUGUCCAUAAAAUUUUCUAAAAAAUUGUACAUUACACCUUACCAACUGGCCUUAUGUUACUUAUAAAAAUGCCUUUGGUUUUACGCACUCUAACGAAAUUUUAAUGAUCUUGGCCUGAUCAUUAAUUUCAGUUGUAAAUUUUAUUAGAAUUCUGUAAUAACCAAAUAAAGCUAUGGAUUAUGUA